Mesocricetus auratus (golden hamster) is the source of this 5254-nucleotide messenger RNA. It is a transcript of the gene Cbx6, whose product is annotated as chromobox 6. The record is from RefSeq and is a predicted model, not a curated record. The transcript has 5 exons. Bases 114 to 1358 code for a protein of 414 amino acids. Lineage: Eukaryota; Metazoa; Chordata; Mammalia; Rodentia; Cricetidae.
CCCCGCCGAGCGCCCGCCCGCCGGGGGCCUGAGCGCUGGGGCGCGUGCGCGAGCGGUGCAGCACCGGCCGCGGGAGCAGGGAGUAUUAUGGGCUGUGGGUGCCUCUGAGCAAGAUGGAGCUGUCUGCAGUGGGCGAGCGGGUCUUCGCGGCCGAAUCCAUCAUCAAACGCCGGAUCCGCAAGGGACGCAUCGAGUACCUGGUGAAAUGGAAGGGGUGGGCGAUCAAGUACAGCACUUGGGAGCCAGAGGAGAACAUUUUGGAUUCGAGGCUCAUCGCAGCCUUCGAGCAGAAGGAAAGGGAACGUGAGCUGUAUGGGCCCAAGAAGAGAGGACCCAAACCCAAAACUUUCCUCCUAAAGGCCCGGGCCCAGGCCGAGGCCCUCCGCAUCAGUGAUGUGCACUUCUCUGUCAAGCCGAGCGCCAGCGCCUCCUCCCCCAAGCUGCACUCCAGUGCCGCGGUGCACCGGCUAAAGAAAGACAUCCGCCGCUGUCACCGCAUGUCCCGCCGUCCCCUGCCCCGACCAGACCCACAAGGGGGCAGCCCUGGCCUGCGCCCACCCAUCUCGCCCUUUUCUGAGACCGUGCGCAUCAUCAACCGCAAGGUGAAGCCCCGGGAGCCCAAGCGCAACCGCAUCAUCCUGAACCUGAAGGUGAUUGACAAGGGUCCGGGAGGAGGCAGCACUGCGCAGGGUGCAGGGGCGCUUGCCCGCCCCAAAGUCCCAUCACGGAACCGGGUCAUUGGGAAGAGCAAGAAGUUCAGCGAAAGCAUGCUGCGAACCCAGAUCCGCCACAUGAAGUUUGGCACCUUUGCGCUGUACAAGCCCCCACCCACCCCUCUGGCGCCCUCUACUGCAGGCAAAGCCGACAUGGCCUCCUCCGGGCCUGGGCUGCUCCUGUCCACUCCAGCAGCUGCCUCCUAUGACGCACACAGCUCCAGCUCUUCCGGCUGCCCGUCACCCACACUGCAGUCCUCUGACCCAGACGAUGCACCACCCAAGCUACUCCCUGAGACCAUGAGCCGAUCUGCUCCCAACUGGCGAGAGCCAGAGGUGCUCGAUCUGUCCAUCCCUCCUGAGGUGGCAGCCACCGGCCAACGGGCACCUCCUGAUGUCACUGCUGCUGCAGGCCAAGCGCUCCACGCAGCCCUGGAGCCCACAGGUGCCUGCUCCUCUGAGCCCGAGGCUGGAGACUGGCGCCCUGAGAUGUCGCCGUGCUCCAACGUGGUCGUCACGGAUGUCACCAGCAACCUCCUGACCGUGACCAUCAAGGAAUUCUGCAGCCCUGAGGAUUUCGAGAAGGUGGCUGCGGGUGUGGCAGGUGCUGCCGGGGGUGGUGGUGGCACCGGGCCAAGCAAGUGAGGGGCUUCCCCAAGGAGGAAGGCUUUGGGGGGAGCCUCCUUCCUAGAAUCAUACUUGCGCUCCCACCCCGUCCCUGCCCUCAGACCCGUCUGCCUGUGCUUUGCUUGCCUCCGAUGGCUCGGUGUUGACCCAGGGAUGGGGCUGCGUAGUCCUGGAUGUGGUUAGGGCACAGGAAGGGAGAAGUGCUCCCUGGUGUCCCUGGCACUGUCCCUGACUCUGCAGGUGGGGCCCAGUAGGUGGCUUCUGGGGAAGUCCAAGAACUUGGGGUUCACCUGCCCUACCUACACCCCACCCUGCCUCUCUCGCUUGCUUCUUGCUCUGUGUGCAGUGUCUGGUCUCGGUGCUAUCUUAGCAGCGUCAGGGCCCCUAGGAAGCCCCUCCUAGGGUGGGCACAGUCUCUUAGUGCCACCUGGGACCGAGUGAAGGCUGAUGCCAACAUGGGCUCCUCCCUCAGCGCCAUCGAGGGUGGCGGCAGCGGGGCCAGAGGUCCCCUUCCCUGCUUGCCCUACAUCUGGACCAGGCCCACACAGAUCUUAUGCCCCCCACGCCCUGUCUCCAUCCAGAACCCCUUUGCCGGUGGAGGGGCUGGCAGACAUAGCACCCUGCUGCAGCCUCUGGGCAUCUGAAAGCCCCCACGUUUUCUACCAAAGGUGCUGCAGGAACCUGCUGUGGAAACUUCCCUGCAUGUGCGUUUGCCCCUUGGCUUGUUCUUGCGUGGAUCCAUGUGUGUGUUGGGUGCAGGGCCUCAGGCUUUCCUGCAACACCCCUUACGGUUUCUUAGAACAGGGUCACUAAAGGCGUGGCCUCCCUUGCCUUAGCCAGGCCUGGCACAGUCCAGUCCGUGCGGUUUGCCGUGGAAGCCACAGGCCUCUUUUCCAACCCCAGGUUCCUGGGGGACAUGAACCCCUCAGGCCCUUCAGACUGCAGUCGUAGCGUGGUGGGGACUGUGGUGGGGGAGGACCCAGCUCCAGCCUCUCCUUGCAGAUGUUGGUGGAGGAGAGAAGAGCCCUAGAGCCCUCCGGUCUCUCCCACCCUUCUGGCUUGCUUUCGACUGCUGAGCUCCCUGGCAGUCUAGCCUGUUGGAAAACUCUGGGUGCCUUGGGCAGCUUCGCUUGCCUUCUGCUGCUAGGGAACCGAGGCAUCCAUGCUGAUGGCCGAGACCAAAGCCCCAGUUGCAGGCCAGGCAGCACUAGGGACUCCACUGGCCUGCCCUCGGCCACUGCCUAGGAUUCACUUGGGUGUUGAGUGGGAUGUUCCUGUGUAUCCUGGGCCGGCUCUUGGUGCGCCUGGCCCUUGGUACCUUGCUCAGCGUGGUAAAAGGAGCCGCCAGCUGACCCGAGGACAAGAAUUCUGGUCUUAGGGGAAGGUGCUGUUCCUUCCCACCCCCUGCCAGGGUCUGCUGCACAGCACAGCCCCCCUCGCCCCGGAGUAUGAAACGGCUCCUCACAGGGUUUGAGAGGGCCACAGUCCAGGGCCCACUUUGUCCUGUGUGAACCCUGAUGCCGUCCAAGUGCCAAUUGGCUUUUCCCCCAAAUAAGGGCUGGUAUUUCACCUCUGUCCCCAGAGGCGAUUUCCCCCUCCCCUCUCCCAGGUGAGCCACCACCUGGGUGCCAGUUACAGGUGUUUGCAGAGACCAUAGAAAUGUGUUUUCCCGAGAGUCUGUGUCAUUUGUGACCUUUUUUGUAAAGAAGUUGUGUUUUCAGAGGUGAUUUUAUGACAGGAAAGUGAAAGAGUUAGUUUUGCAAAAAAUGGGAAAAAAAAAGAAAAAAAUUUUUAAAAAGUUAAAAAAAAAACAAAGAAAAGAAAAAGUAGAAAAAAAUAUUGUGAUUCCUAAGUGUGGGGUUGGAGGGAGAAAGCUAUUUAAAGAGAGCAUAGUAACGCAGCGAUUGCACAGGUGAGAUGGCAUCCUUGGGGUAGGGUGAGCCCUGAGCUAGCUGGUGGGUCCUCCAGGCUCAAAGGCACCAUAGAUGGCCAUGCAGCAGCAGGGCAAGUGUUCUUUGGUGACCUAGGAACAGGUUCUAUUCCAGCCCUUGCUUGAGAGGUAGUUCCCAGGGAGCUAGCAGGAAGCUCAGGCAGGUGGCGGUUGCGGGACUCCCUGGGGAAUAGAUUCACUGUGCUUUCCCCCCCAGGGAGACUUCUCAUCCGCGUGCUGUUACUUUCCACCAGCUUGCUGGGUCAUGUCACCCUGGAGACCAAGUCACCCUUGAGUUCCCCUGGUUAGGAAAGGGAUGCGGGCUUCAGAAGCCGCCAAUGGGGUAACUCAUGCGUAAGGCCUGGACGGGGGCAAUGCCCGGGACUGCUGCCGAGCAGAGAGAGCCCUUCUUCCUCUCCUGGAUGGCCUGGGGUGCUACACGGACCCCACACAACCUUGCACCCUCAGCCUUCUGCAGGCCCCCUCCACCCUUGCUGCUUUUCGUUUGCCUAAUCACCAAGCAGAAGUUGCAGUCCGAUUUGCUUUAUUUUUGUAUGUGAAGUGACCUCCCUGGUGGUCAUGCCCUCCCUGUAAAUGCACCCUUCCCAACCACUUGUCAGGAAGUGGAAGUAGGUGAGUCCCUGGGGUCUUGGGUUUUGAGCUGGAAGGUUGGGUGGGGCCCAUCCCCGGUUAGUCAGCCCCUCUGUGAAAGGGCUGUACUGAGCAGCAAGGCCUUGCACAAAGCACUCUGGGGCCUCCAGCUGCCCACAUCCCCUAAGGGAGCAAAAUGAGCCUCCUUCCUCUGGGCAAGCCACCCUUGCUUCGGUGGGAGGGGGAAUUGUCUCUUUCAAAGGAGGUUAAGCUACUUCUGGAGUGAUGAGGACUUAAAACUUGGGCUGGCUGUUGUCUAGACUAGAGAGCUGUCCCUAGCAGAAACUAGGCCAGUCAAGCAUCUGGGCAUCUGCCAGCCUUUCUGACAUCUGGGGACCUGAGAGGCCCUACCCCUUUCCCUUACCUUUCUGGUUUGUUUGGUUGGCUUUCUUUUCUUCUUUGUUUUGUUUUGCACUUCAAUGGAGGGUGGAACCCUGUCUGGUCGGCUCUGCCCUUGGGUUCCGGUGCACUAGGCCAAGGCUGCCUCUCUGGGGCUUCUGUGGCUCAAGGAAUCACUUUUUAACAGAAAAGAGAAAAUUUAAGGGUUUUAGUUUUGGUUGUCUGCUUCUCUUCUUGGUUCAUGAAGCCCAGAGAGUGGGGUUCGGCACCCCUUCUGACAGCCACCACCGGGAAGGUUGGGUGGGGGUAAGGACCCGCUUCCCAGCCUACAGGUCCCUCUGUCCCGUAAAGGAGUCAGGACUCCACUCCCGCUGUACGCAGAGCGUCAGCUAGGUGAUGGAGCCAGAGGGUCUGAAGAGGCCGGGUGGAAGGAAGGGGUCAAGUGCCAGGCACACCGGUGCCGAGGGGUGAAGCAGGCAUCUUUUUGUCGGUUUUAACUUAAAAACACAAAGGCCUAAAGAAAUAUGUAUCUUAUAAUUUUGUUUUAAUUUUUAAGAAGCUCAUUUGAUGAACUGCACGAAUGGAUUCUAUAUAUAUAUAAUAUACGUACAUAGCUCUAUAUUUGGGGACGGGCACUGUCUCUUUUCUCUCGCGUUUUAAGGGUGACGUGUCUGCCUUUGUCUGUGGUUCAACCAUCCAGCUCCCAGCUGGCUAAACUUUGCCUCCAGUGGCUAAUGACGGGGACAUGGUGAAGCUGGCCGGUGACAAAGGGGUGGGCCCCCAGUCUGCCCUGCCCCUCGGGGAGGACUUCUGGUGGGGAGGGUAGCUUAUUUUGGAUGUGGGUUCCGUAGAUUCUGGGCCAGGGGAGGGCGGGCUCGUGCUGAUCACUCUGUCUUGUUCGUUUUGUUCUGCUGCUCUUCAAUAUUGUAUCGAUGCCAGGAAAAGGAGGUGAGACCUCUUUCACCCCCAAAUAAAUUGUCACAUUCCGAAGCUA